AAAGUCGCCGGGAGAGGCACGAGAUGGAAAAGCCUGAAGACGAAAAUGACAUGGAGGAGCUCAGAAAAAAGUGGGACCCUUUCCUCCUUAAGCCAGUCAUCGACGAAGAAGAGAAACCCACAAAGUUCCUCCGUUCCUUGAACUAUUUGGUGUCCACGGUGGUCGGGCUGCUGGUUUUCGCCUUCGGUUUCUUCAGUAAGGCUUCGCUCCUGCUCAUGAUCACAGUGACCGGCAGCGACUCCAGCACGGUGCUCAACAAGCCCUUCUGCAGGCUCAUCCUCGGCUGCAUGCUGGUCGUCCCCAACGUCCUGACAUUUGUGAAGAGUCUGUGGAAAGCCAUCUUCAAAACCUCGGAGAUGCCCUCCAGGCCGGCCAUCGCUUUCGUGUGCCUGGUCGACGUGCUUGUCGCCGGUGGGACGGCGGUUCUCAUCGUGAUCGCCAUGCCUCACUUCGACAUCCUUAACAACACGAUGAUGCUGAGCGGCAUCUGCAUUCUGCCCGCAGCUUUCCAAGUGGCCCAUCAGUGUCUGCCCAUGGGCUUUAAGCUGUGGACUUUCAUAGCCUCCCUGCUGUCCGUGUUCCUUGUACUCGUCGGUUACAUCACUUUCUUUAUUCAUUCCAUUAACAGCCUGAGCCCUGGCAUUAUGGUGUACACGGGCAUCGCCAUUGCCUGCACUUUACUGGUUUCCCUGAACUGGUGGGAGAAUUUCACCACAAUUCUGCCCGGCAAACACCUGAAAAGCAUUCAAGGAAGCCUCCAGAAGUCCAGAAACAUGACAUACCUGCUGUCGAGCUGCGUGCGCAUCAUAGUCACUGGCGCCGUGGUGGGCGGCUACACCUACGCCACAGAGGACGGUCUGUUCUUCACCAUGCCAUACAGACUGGACAUCACCCUUAGCCUGUUUGUCAUUCAGGUGGUCGCCUCGGCGCUCUGCCGGUGGUUUUCGGUGAUCGCCUCCAAAAUGCACGUCUUCAGGCGCUGCUUUGCCUUCCCCAUGGUCCUCAUGAGCCCUGCAGUCUUGGCCUUCUUCAUCAUUGUCUUCAGCGACCGCUACAAUCACUUCCAGCAGGACAUCGACUGCUCCAACUGCUCCCUCAGCCUGUACUGCCAGCAGUCAUCGUCUUACAUCGGGCACGGCGUGAAGCAAGCGGGCGAGCUCUUCAGGGACAUCAGUAACAAUCUAUGCAAUAAAACGGGCAUGGCAGACCAGCAGCGGGUAUCCCUGGUCCUGAUUGGAGUGUCGUCUUUGAGCUUCUGGGCAGGACUGGUACUCUCCACCAUAUACGUCUGGCUUACCAAGUUCCAGAGGAUCGAGAGGACGUCAAAGCUGUUUGUGAGACGUCUGUACGAGGCGGCGUUCAUCGACCAGUCCAUGCUGCUGAACGUGCGGCUUUGCCAGACACAACCAGAGGAGACCUUGUCUACCAGUGAAAGCAGGGAACACGUCACGAUCUACCUGUGUGCGACGAUGUGGCACGAGACCUUCGAUGAAAUGCUGAAGAUUCUGACCUCUCUGUUCAGGCUUGACAAAUAUCAGCCAAAGCAACAGUCGAGGCGCAACAAGAUGAGUUUCGAGGCCCACAUUGUCUUUGAUGACGCCUUUGAAGGAAAGCAGCGGAAACUGAACAGAUACGCAGUCAACCUGGUGGAGGUCAUUCAAGAAGUGUACCGAAUUUUUAUGGAGGAGGAGAGCUCCAUCUUCAGAAAAGACUACGAAAUGCCACGGCAGAAGAUGGUGAGGACGCCUUAUGGGGGUCGCCUGUGCUACUCGCUGCCCAGGGGUAAUGACCUCUACGUCCACUUUAAGGACACCAGCAAGAUCCGGCAGAAGAAGCGCUGGUCGCAGAUCAUGUACAUGUAUUACCUCCUCGGGUGGAAGCUCACCAAAAAGUAUUUUGACAAUAUAGAAAAUGGCGACUUGAAGACCUUGGAGGAGCGACUCCUGAAGGAAAAACACAACACCUACGUCCUGGCCUUGGAUGGGGAUACGGACUUCCAGCCGUCUGCCCUGAUGCUGUUGGUCGAUCGUCUUCGGAUGUACCCGCAAGUGGGUGCCGCCUGUGGACGGAUUCACCCAACAGGGAUAGGGCCCAUGGUGUGGUACCAGAAGUUUGAGUACGCAGUCGGCCACUGGCUUCAGAAGACGGCUGAACACGUCUUUGGAUGUGUGCUCUGCAGUCCCGGCUGCUUCAGUCUGUUCAGGGGGUCGGCGCUCAUGGACGACAACGUGAUCAGGCGCUACACCACCAAGGCCACUGAGGCGGCCCACUAUGUGCAGUACGAUCAGGGUGAGGACCGCUGGCUGUGCACCCUGCUGCUGCAGCAAGGCUGGCGAGUGGAGUACAACGCCGCCUCAGAUGCCUACACCAACUCCCCCCAGGAGUUUAAAGAGUUCUACAACCAGAGACGCCGCUGGGGGCCUUCAACGCUGGCCAACACCCUGGACAUUCUGAACAUGGGCAGGCAAAUCGCCAGGAGAAACCCGUCCAUAUCAAGGCCAUACAUUGUCUACCAGAUCAUUUCAAUGGCUUCGUCCAUCCUGUCACCAGCCUCCAUUUGCCUGAUGAUCGCAGGCGCUUUUCGAUACGUGUUUGAAGUGGACCCAAAUGGAUCCCUUUGCUUGGCUGUUCUCCCGGCUGUACUGUAUAUUGUCGUCUGCUACACCACGAAAGCAGAAAUCCAAAUAGCAGUGGCCGCCAUCCUCAGCGUCCUUUAUGCAUUUCUAAUGUUGGCCACAAUUAUCUCUAUCAUCGGAGACAUUAUAAGUGAGCAGACCUUUUUCACUCCCACUGCCAUCUUUUUAUUUUCCAUGACCACGAUGUACACAGUGACAGCCGUGUUACAUCCACAGGAGUUUUACAUUCUAAUUUACGGCCUCCUCUACUUAAUCACCGUCCCGAGUGCUUAUCUGCUCUUGAACAUAUACGCCAUGGUGAACAUGAACAACGUCUCAUGGGGGACCAGAGAAAAACAAACUCCCGAAAUAAGCAAACCAAGCAGCACCUCCAGCAAGAGAGUCCAGGACACCAAAAUGUGGGGCUUUUCCUGCUGUAGCUUUGGAGUUCAUGUCAGCAAGAACUCAAAGGUAUCAGACGCUUCAGAGACUCAGCAGCUAAUUGAAGUUAAAAGGUAA
This is a messenger RNA of Erpetoichthys calabaricus (reedfish), 3134 nucleotides long. RefSeq names its product chitin synthase chs-2-like. The record is from RefSeq and is a predicted model, not a curated record. Lineage: Eukaryota; Metazoa; Chordata; Cladistia; Polypteriformes; Polypteridae. Gene Ontology annotation, molecular function: chitin synthase activity. The transcript has 13 exons. The coding region runs from base 24 to 3134 and encodes 1036 amino acids. Gene Ontology annotation, cellular component: cell periphery; cell septum.